Molecule: messenger RNA, 681 nt
Organism: Lagenorhynchus albirostris (white-beaked dolphin)
Lineage: Eukaryota; Metazoa; Chordata; Mammalia; Artiodactyla; Delphinidae
Gene: AZU1
Product: azurocidin 1
Exons: 5
Coding region: 1-681 (226 amino acids)
Biological process (GO): proteolysis
Molecular function (GO): serine-type endopeptidase activity
Source: RefSeq, a predicted model, not a curated record
AUGACGGCACUCAGACUGCUGGGCCUGCUGGCCGGCCUACUGGCGACCUCCAGGGCUGGCUCGGCCCCCCUGGUGGACAUCGUGGGUGGCAGGAAGGCCCCGCGGCAGGAAUUCCCAUUCCUGGCCUCCAUUCAGACCCAAGGGCGGCACUUCUGCGGGGGCGCCCUGAUCCACCCCAGCUUCAUCCUGACAGCCGCCAGCUGCUUCCAAAGCCGCAACACCGGGACUGCCACUGUGGUGCUGGGGGCCUACAAGCUGAGGCGGCGGGAGAGGUCCCGGCAGACUUUCUCCAUCAGGAGCGUCAGCGAGAAUGGCUAUGACCCCCAAGAGAACCUGAACGACGUGCUGCUGCUGCAGCUGGACCGUCAGGCCAACCUCACCAGCAGCACCGUGGCAGUGGUACCACUGCCCCCACAGAACGCCACGGUGGAAGCUGGUACCAACUGUCAGGUCGCAGGCUGGGGCGCCCGACGGCAGAGGGGGCGUCUCUCCCGAGUCCCAAGGGUCGUGAACGUCACUGUGACCCCGUCGGACCAGUGUCGCCCGAACAAUGUGUGCACCGGCGUCCUUACCCGCCGGGGCGGCAUCUGCCAGGCGGCCUGUGAGGGGGCAAACUUUGUGCAAGACGUGGCCCCGGGGAAGCUGGGGCGGCACAUCCGGGAAUUCUGCGGACUGCUGUAA